Callorhinchus milii (elephant shark) is the source of this 5387-nucleotide messenger RNA. Its product is annotated as tenascin R (restrictin, janusin). NCBI's taxonomy places the organism in Eukaryota, Metazoa, Chordata, Chondrichthyes, Chimaeriformes, Callorhinchidae. Gene Ontology annotation, molecular function: protein binding. The record is from RefSeq and is a predicted model, not a curated record.
AUGCUGCUCUGGCUGCCCGCGCUGACUCUCAGCCUGGUGCUGGAGGCCGCACAGGCCCGGACCCCAGCCCCGGCCCGGCCCCCCGUGAGGACUCACCGGCGGAGGCGGGAGGAGCCCAAGAGCCACAGCUACCAAAUUAACCAGACGGUGACCGCCCGCCAGCCCGCCCUCGUCUUCAACCACGUCUACAACAUCAACGUGCCUCUGGCGGCUCUGUGCUCGGUCACCACUGACACCUCAACCGGCCCCUCGCCGGCAGACACCGAGGACGCCUACUACGCGGCGGAGACCAAAGACCCCGACUCGGACAUCACCUUCACCCACCACAUCAACAUCCCACAUCGCGCCUGUGGCUGCCCGGACACCCCCAGCCUCCAGCACCUCCUCAUCCGCCUCCAACUCCUCGAGCAGGAGGUCUCCCAGCUCCGCCAGCACUGCGGCUCAGGCUGCUGUGGACCUAGCCAAGCCUCAGGUCAGACAGACUACAUGCCCCUGUGCAGUGGACACGGGAACUUCAGCCUGGACACGUGUGGUUGUACGUGCGAGGAUGGCUGGACGGGGAAGAACUGCUCUGAGCCCACAUGUGCGGGGCGGUGCUCACAGGGAGGUACGUGCGUGGACGGAGAGUGCGUGUGCGACAAUGAGCACACGGGCCCGGCGUGCAGCGAGACACGCUGUCCCAACGCCUGCAGUGCACACGGCAUUUGCGUGGACGGGGAGUGCGUGUGCGAGGAGCCGUACAAAGGCGAAGAUUGCGGGCGGCUCAAGUGCCCUAACCAGUGCUCAGGCCGCGGCUGGUGUGUGAACGACUCGUGUGUGUGUGAGGAGCGGUACACCGGGGAGGAUUGCAGGCAGCCACGCUGUGUGACAGACUGCGGGCAAUAUGGUCACUGUCAGCACGGGCUCUGUGUCUGUCAGGACGGCUACACCGGAGAAGACUGCUCCGCAGUUGUGCCCCCGAAGGCAGUGCGAGUGAGUGGAGUGACUGACCGCACCAUUGAGCUGGCGUGGGAGGGCCCCCUGGUGGUGAACGAGUACCUGAUCACCUACACGCCAGCGAUGGUGGGAGGGGUGCAGCUGGAGGUGCGGGUGCCGGGAGACUGGACGGCAGCCACCAUCACACAGCUGGAGCCGGGCAUGGAGUAUAAGCUGAACGUGUAUGCCGUGCUCAACAACAAGCUGAGCGUGCCUGUCAACGCCCGCGUCGCCACCCAUCUCUCGACCCCGGAGGGUCUUCGCUUUAAAUCCAUCACAGAGACGGCAGUGGAGGUGCAGUGGGAGCCCUUCCAGUUCCCCUUUGAUGGCUGGGAAAUCAGUUUUAUUCCGAAGAGUAAUGAGGGCGGGAUGAUAGCUCAGUUGCCGAGCAGUGUCACGGUGUUUAACCAGACGGGGCUGAAGGCGGGUGAGGAGUACACCGUCAGCCUGGUCGCACUGAAGGAGCAGAGCCGCAGCUCACCGGCCUCUGGGACCCUUGCCACCAUGAUUGAUGGGCCGAAUCAAGUGACGGUGAGGGAGGUAGCGGACACCUUUGCGUUUGUGGAAUGGUCUCCCCCGCGGGCGCACGUGGAGCACAUUGUGCUGACCUACGGUCCGGUCAGCGGCUCAAGCCCAGCGACCAGCCUGACGCUGCAGCCCUCCCUCAGCCAGUACUCCCUGCAGAGCCUGCGGCCCGGCACCACCUACCAGGUGUCAGUCAGCGGAGUCCGGGAGCACGGGCAGAGCAAACCCGUGUCCACCCUCUUCCAAACAGACAUUGAUGCUCCUAAGAACCUGCGUGUGGCUGUGCCAGGGGAUAGUGCGGUGCAGCUGGAGUGGGACAACAGUGAUGCCGCGGUGGAGAAGUACCGAGUGGUGUACAGCACGCUGGCCGGAGGCCAAUACCACGAGCUGCUCGUCCCCGAGAACUCCGGCCCCACCACACGGGUCACACUGACCGACCUGUUACCAGGCACUGAAUAUGGAAUCGGGAUCUCGGCCAUCAAAGACACGAGGCAGAGUGUGCCGGCCACCAUCAACGCCAGGACUGAGCUGGACAGUCCGCAGGGACUGAGUGUGACGGCGCUGAGCGAGACCAGUGUCUCUCUGAUGUGGACGGAGGUGCGGGGGCCUGUUGAUCAUUAUCGGGUCAGUUACAGCACAGCCUCAGGGCCGGGCUCCGAGCUGACCAUCCCCAGGGGCAGCUCCUUCCUCACCCUGGCAGACCUGGAGGCCGGCAGCACAUACAACAUCUCGGUGGUGGCCGAACGCGGCUGGCAGCAGAGUGCCCCCUCCACCAUCCAGGUCACCACAGGGUUCCAGCCGGUUGCCCAGCGGUUCUCUGACAUCACGGCAAACAGUGCGGGGGUCUCGUGGGCCGUCCCGGUGCCCCCCGCCGACCUCUACAUUCUCAAUUAUAAUCCCAAGGAGCACGGGGAGACGCUGCAGAUCACAGUGGAUGGCAACAGCACGCAGACCAGGCUGCGAGGGCUGCAGCCCUCUGUAGAGUAUAUAGUCAGUCUGGUGGCUGUCCAGGGAACCAUCACCUCUGAGCCAAUAGUGGGCUCGUUCAGCACAGCCAUCGAUCCCCCACGGGAGAUGUCUUUCUCGAACAUCACCGAGGACUCCAUCACCGUCAACUGGCUCCGGCCAGUUGCCCCUUUUGAUCAUUACCAGAUGCUGUACCAGCCCGCCGAGGGCCAGCAAGGCCGAGUGGAGAGUGUGGUGAUUGAGUCCUUCCUGACUGAGUACACUUUGAAUGAGCUGCAGCCAGCGACACUUUACCAGGUCAACCUCAACACCGUACGAGGGCUGGAGGAGAGUGCGCUGCUCACCAACACAGUGCAGACAGCCAUGGCCUCUCCUCUGGACCUGCGUGUGGUGAACAUCACUCCGAGCGGAGCUGAGCUGCAGUGGACGGCGCCCGAGGCCAGUGUGGACAGCUACGUGAUCGCGCUGACAGACGAGCAGGUGGGUGCUGAGGUGGUGCUGGCUGAUGGCAGCCAGACUGAGCAGCGACUGAAUGAGCUUCAGCCUCACACACGUUACCUGGUUACCAUGUACGCAGCCAAAGGUCCAAUGACCAGCGCCGUGAUCUCUACCAGCUUCCUCACCCCUGUUGAUCCCCCGGUGAACCUGACAGCCAGUGAAGUCACCAGGAAAAGUGCCCUGGUCUCGUGGCAGCCGCCCAGCGCUCGCAUCGAAAACUAUAUCCUAAUGUACAAGGCCGGCAGCGGCAACAGGAAGGAGCUGAUCCUGGAUGCUGAGGACACGUGGAUCAGACUGGAGGGCUUGCUGGAAACCACAGAGUACAGCCUGAGCCUGCAGGCUGCAGAUGGCAGUGAGAGGAGCACAGCCAUUGACACUGUCUUCACAACAGCCGGCCGCCUGUUUCCUUACCCCUGGGACUGCUCGCAGCACCUGCUGAAUGGAGAUACUGUCAGUGGCAUCUACACCGUCUACCUGGCCAGCCAGCCCCAGCAGCCACUACAGGUCUACUGUGACAUGACAACCGAUGGUGGAGGCUGGACCGUUUUCCAGAGGCGACAGAACGGCCUAACGGACUUUGCCCGGAAAUGGCUGGAUUAUCGGCUGGGGUUUGGGAAUCUGGAGGAUGAGUUCUGGCUGGGUCUGGACAAUCUGCACCGGAUCACGAUUCAGACACGCUAUGAGCUGCGUGUGGACCUGAGGGAUGGUGCUGCCACCGCCCACGCCGUGUACGAUCGCUUCUACAUCAGCGACGCCCGUGAUCGCUACAAACUGCGGCUCGGGGACUACAGCGGGACAGCCGGUGACUCUCUGUCCUAUCACCAGGGUAGACCAUUCUCCACCCGUGACAGAGACAACGAUGCCGCGGUCACUAACUGUGCCCUGUCCUAUAAGGGCGCCUGGUGGUACAAGAACUGUCACCGCGCAAACCUCAACGGCAAGUACGCCGAGAAUCGGCACAGCCAGGGGAUAAACUGGUACCACUGGAAAGGCCACGAGAAAUCGAUCCCGUUUGUGGAGAUGAAGAUACGCUCUGGGCUGACGGAGCCUCGGGGCCAGCGGGCAGUGCCCGGGUAGUGCUGUGCCCGUGGGGAGCCGCUGUCAGGGACACAGUAGUGAGAUAUUACCCUGCAAGCCACAGACCCACCUUUACAAGGUAAAUGGCUGUUGGAACAGCUUCCUUCCCCUCUAAUACUCCAAUGUCAUUCCCGACUGGAGCAAAUAACUCAACGUAUUAACCCCGCGUGGCCAGGUGCCGUGCUUGAACACAGCCAGUCACAAAGGACAUCGCCAGGUGGUGGAGCUGUGCCGUGGAAGCAAUCCAUCACAGCGUUUCCGGAGGAAGAGAGAAUAAACCCAAAACAGUCAUCAGUAAAGGUCAGCCCGGAACUUCACACAUCCCCUGACAGCGGCCUCCAGUGACCCUGAUAAUGUCCCCUCUUGGCAUGCCACGUCACAGGCCACCAUUGUAUUCAAUACUAAAUGAAAUGGCCAAGGUUCCUCCGACACUUGUAAACUAAACGGUCCCUUGGUCCUUUCUGCCGAUGCUAAACAAUCGACAUCUGAUUCAGCCAAAUUCCUGAACUCUAAAGUCUCUUUGGCUUCUAUAUGUAAGUUCACUUGCAAAGUUACCAUGUCUGCACUCCUAUUUGUUCCCUUUCACAUGUUGGUCAUUUUUGGGAUGUCAAUUUUUGUACCUUCUUAUCUGUGUAAUUUGUUUCCAUAAUGAUGUACGAGUUGCCCGGAUUUUGAUGCAGAUGCCAACUUUCUUACUUACUUGCCUUUGACUACCUCUCCGUCUCCAGCUAUAAUCAUCUUUAUUUGCCAUUUCUUAAUGUCAGCCAACAGAGGAGAGGCUUUGCCUGGCAUAUCCAACCCAGCGCAUCCUUCAGCUGAAAUGGGCUGUUUGAAAUGAUUUUCUGACAGAGUGGUGAGAAUGUGAAACUCACGCACUGGCAGAAGCUGGCAUUGAGGCAGAAAGCCUCUGAGAAUGGCAGUGACGGGAAGGUGGGGAGGGCGAUGCCAUAUAUAAGGGUGACCUAGUGAUCUCUCUUUCUCUUACAUUCUAUACUCACUUUCAUAUCUGACUCUCUAACUCUCACAUCUCUCCUCCUCCUCUCAGCCUCUCUCUCUUCUCUCACACUCUAUAACUCACAUUCUUUAAUAUCUGUCUCUCUGACACUCUCACCCUCACUUCUCCUCUCUCACACACUCUCUCUGUCUUUCGCUGGGCUGCAGUGAGGAUGGAGAGCAGGUUACUGAGGCCCACAGGGCUGUCUGGCCAGGGCUUUGCUGGAGUAUUGAGCAGGGGGGUGGUGAGAGGGAUUGUGUAAGAGGGGCCUCUCCAUGGGGCUAGGGACACAGGGAGUGUGGCUGUCACUGCUGAGGUUUUCUCCCCGUGCUAAUAAACCUGUGCUCUUGAA